Molecule: messenger RNA, 1355 nt
Organism: Oryza brachyantha (malo sina)
Lineage: Eukaryota; Viridiplantae; Streptophyta; Magnoliopsida; Poales; Poaceae
Product: pentatricopeptide repeat-containing protein At4g38150-like
Exons: 1
Coding region: 255-1061 (268 amino acids)
Molecular function (GO): protein binding
Source: RefSeq, a predicted model, not a curated record
UAGAUGAAUGAUUUGUGAUAACUAUUUGAAGAUAAUGAACUGUUAUAAAAUUGAAAAAUGGAUUUAAAAUGGUGUUUAAAAAUUCACACACACAUAUAUAUAAAGGUUUUGCAAAAAUUGCACCUUUUAUGGUUAAAUUAAUUUUUUUUAUCUUUCAAUAACGAAAGAAAGACAAAGCACAAUAAGAGCAAUUAUGCUGGACCGAGUCAUCCGCCGUUUCUUUUCCCUUCCAGGUCCCCUGCCCCCAUCACUCCAUGGCCAUGGUCGCUGCCACCCACUGCCUGCUCCGCCCCACCUGCUCUGCUUCCAGAUUAAGCAUGAGACGCCUCCUCUCCUCCAAAUCUUCACCACCUCCCCACCACAGUUCCAACACCAACUCUCCUGUUGCCUUCGACUGGUCCGAUGAUGAUGACAACCCCUCCCCACCAACAACGGAAACCAAGUGCCCUAAUCUCCCGCCGCCUUAUGACCCUUUCAGCAAGAAGCCUGUGGUGGCGGAGCCAUCUGACCCCACGAAUCUCCAGGAGAUCUUCCAUCGGAUGCGGACUGUGGGCCUCACUGACUACGCCAUCAAGAUGUUCGACGGAUUGUCCACGGAUGGGCUCACCCAUGAGGCACUGGAGCUCUUCACAGUCAUCAAGGACAAGGGUGUCAUGCCUGACGUAGUCGCGCACACCGCCGUCCUUGAGGCCUAUGCCAAUGCUGGUCCUGCCCAUUGGCGCGACGCCAUGCGCACCUAUGAUCGUAUGCUUGCGUCUGGGGUUGCACCGAACGCAUAUACGCUCACUGUUCUGGUUAAGGGGCUCGCAGCAAGCAAUCAGUUCAUGGAGGCUGGCAAGUACAUAGUCGAAAUGCUUGAUCGCAGAAUGCGGCCAAAUGCAGCAACAUACCUUGCUGUGUUUGAGGCGUACGUUAGGAUGGAGAAGGUGGAAGAAGGCAGAGUUCUUCUGGAAACAAUGAAGAGUAAGGGGUUCACCCCAAGUGAGGAGGCUGUGCGAAGUGGCACAGUAAAACGAGGGCAUGUGUUCAAGGCCAUCAUGAACAUGCUCUUUGACAAGUGAUGUGGUAUAGGAAAUUAUGGGGCUGUGGCUCUAAAUUGCUCUACUUGAAAGCAUGUACUGUUUUUGAGAACAAGGUUUUGUUUAUAUUUCGCCUUCAAAUCGUAAAGUGCCACAUGUGAUGUGUCGUGAAGUUGACAUUGAUUUUUAUGAUGUUUUGAAGUAGCAGUUGUGGUUCACGAAUAGCAAAGGUUACUCUCAUUUUUUAGCUACCUUGUUGUAUGCAUAUGCUGCUGCCUGAUUCACAUUUGAGUAUUUUCGCCCUGCAAUCUAAAUAUAGUGCUUAACUACUUUAAC